Molecule: messenger RNA, 1526 nt
Organism: Sphaerodactylus townsendi
Lineage: Eukaryota; Metazoa; Chordata; Lepidosauria; Squamata; Sphaerodactylidae
Gene: CFAP126
Product: cilia and flagella associated protein 126
Exons: 5
Coding region: 47-1033 (328 amino acids)
Biological process (GO): cilium organization
Cellular component (GO): ciliary basal body
Source: RefSeq, a predicted model, not a curated record
AGGGUUGCUAGGAGACCGACCCAAACAAAGGAUCUAAGGAGCCAGUAUGGCAACGCAUUACAGUUCUGGGCAGUAUGAAGAUGCUUACAAUCCCCGGAAUCUGCAAAACUGGAACCUUCCCAGAGUGUGCAAGCAGCGCCCUUCUGCACGGGAAGGUUACACGCAGUUCGUAGCCAAUGACAGGGGACAUUUACUGCCUGCAGUCCCCCGCUCAAAGGCUUCCCCGUGGGGCACCUACAUGGGCACCUGGGAAAUGCCACUGAAGAUUCCUCCAGCCAAAGUGAGCCUGACGUCCCGCUCAGUCGAUGCAGCUGCCCGGCUCACGGAGUGGAUCAACAAGUCCAAGGCUCUGAGUGACGCCUGCAACGGCAUGAUCCCGGAGAUAACCGGCAAGCCCAGUGACCCAAAAGAGACUUCCGCCAAAGCCGUUCGCCCCUCCAGUAAAGGUUUGCAGCACCCCGAGUCGGCUGCCAAAAUGCCCGCCCAAGAAGAGCUCAAGCAGAGUGGUUCCGGUUCCUUCGAAGCCACCCUCUCACGUCAACCUGGCACCAUCGACGUCCGACUCAAAGAAGAUGGUUUCCUAGAUGCUGAGGAUACCAAGGAGCUGAGGCAGAGAGCCUGCAGCGACAUCCCGCUGUCUCGCCAGCCAGGCUGCAUGGACAUCCGUCUCAAAGAUGCUGCCACGUCAUCCAAAGCCCCGGCUCUCAGCCGCCCAAGCUCCCGAGAGCCCACCCCCAGGAGAGCCACCUCUGCCGAAACCCCCCCUUCGGCCCGGCCCAGGUCACUGGAAGGGAAGCCGAAAGGGGUCAGCACCCCCGAGCUGUUGGCUGCGUGCCGCCCGGGGUCUAUGGAAGCCAAUCCCAAGAACUGCCUUUUGCCCGAGGCCACGGCAUCCAGUCGGCCUGCUACAAAGGGGGGCCAAGCCUCGGAGGUGCGGAAGACGCCAACAGGAGCGGACGAGGACCGGAGCAAAUCACCCCAAAGGGAAGGCUCCGUAAGGCCUCCGUCUUGCCUAGAAGAACCGUCCUGUUAACCGUCUACCUGAAGGUCAAAUCAAAAAUUCUAUCGCUGAUGACUAAAACCAACUGUUCCGCUCACGUGUUUGAAGCCGUUCCAGGUCUCUUCCUCUGUCUUUUCUUUCUUUCUUUCCUUCCCGCUUUCCCCAUCCGGGCCCCAUCCAAUCUCAAGUCAUUUCCGCUCUCACCACGCCCCCCAUUUCAUUUCUGUUUUGCGUUUACGGGAUAGCGUCUCUGCAAGAAAACACCUUCCAUUCCAACGAGGGCCACCCGGCCCGGCCGUGAUAACCACGCAGUUCCCAACUUACCCCAGGAAAAGGGGGGGGGAUCUCUGCCCAGGAGAAGACACGCCUGAUCAGACAAAGGGGUAUCGAUGCAACCUGAGCUUUGCGAUUAAAAAAAGAAAACAAAAACUCUCGGGGACAGCUGAUGGGAGAACGGUGCUGUCAUAACCUAACUGGUGUUAUUUGUAGUAAUAAGACACUAAAUAAAAGCUAACCCAGGAAAAAA